Cuscuta campestris is the source of this 1350-nucleotide messenger RNA. NCBI's taxonomy places the organism in Eukaryota, Viridiplantae, Streptophyta, Magnoliopsida, Solanales, Convolvulaceae. The record is from the annotation of a GenBank genome assembly.
CAACAUCAAUAUGUGUUAUUUUUUCAUAUUUUUUUAGUAUGUGUUUUUUUUGACACGAGGGAAUAGUAUGAAAGAAGAAGCGAAGAAAGAAGUUGUUGCAGAGAAGAAGAAUGAAGGAGGGGAACCAAAGGGCGGCGCCGCCGCCGCCGGGAAGGAGGAGGAACCGGCGGCCGCCGCCGUCGUGCUAAAGCUCGACUUGCAUUGUGAAGGCUGUGCCAAGAAAGUCAGACGCUCAAUCCGCCAUCUUGAUGGGGUGAAAGACGUUAAAGCGGAGUGGGAAACCGGAAAGGUGACGGUCAAAGGGGACGUUGACCCCGUUAUGCUCCGCCACACGGUUGCAAGCAAGACCAAGAAGCAAGUGUCGCUUCUUUCUCCUCUCCCUAAAAAUGACGACGGCAAUGCUACCGCCGCCGGCGCCGACAAAAAGCCCGACGAGAAAAUAGAGGAAAAGAAACCCAAAGAGGAGGCGAAAGCAACCAUGGUGGUUAUGAAGAUUAGACUACACUGUGACGGAUGUGCACAUAAAAUAAAGAAAAUCAUUAAGAGUACUAAAGGAGUGCAAAAUGUGACGGCCGACACACAGAAAGAUUUGGUCACGGUAAAUGGGACGAUGGACGUGGCAGAGCUAACUUCUUACUUAAGUAAAAAACUGAAGCGGCGCGUGGAGGUUGUGCCACCAGCUAAGACCGACGGCGGCGAAGAAAAGAAGGCGCCCGAGGGCGGCAAGAAGGAGAAAGAGGCGCCGGGCGGCGGCGGGGAAGGGGAGAAGAAGAAAGACGGCGAGAAAACACCGGACGGCGGCGGGGAAGGGGAGGCGAAGGCGGAGGUGAACAAGAUGGCAUACGGCGGCUACCACCCAAACACGCAUUACUACAUGACGCCGCCGAUGUACAACCAAAGUUUUCAUAAUCAAGACUACGGCGUUAUGAUGCAUGAUGCCCAAUUUGACGGCUACGGGUUUAACCACGCGCCGCCGUACUCGCGGGUGGCUCCGCCUCCUCCUCCGCCCACGUACAUCAACGCGCCUCCGGAACAUGUGUUCAGCGAAGAAGAUCCGAAUUCAUGUUUUGUGAUGUGAACCGGACAGCUAGCGGUGUAUACAGAUCCGGUCUAGAGCGGUAGAGCACAGCACCGGCGAACGAGAACGACGGGAGUUAUAGCCGGAGAAGGUGAUCGGAAAUGGGAGAUGGUCGGAAAGAUGUAACGCAGAGAGAGAUUUUCGAGUGUGUGUUUGCUCCUGCGGCCAAGCCCUCCUUAUAUAGGAGAGGAUUUGGACUCUUCACUGGACCGUCAUAUAUUACGAAGAGUCGGUGACUCUUCAACAAUUAUGCAUGCAUGCUUAAUUCCGUA